Messenger RNA from Oncorhynchus kisutch (coho salmon), 3838 nucleotides. RefSeq names its product WD repeat domain 27 (gene wdr27). The record is from RefSeq and is a predicted model, not a curated record. NCBI's taxonomy places the organism in Eukaryota, Metazoa, Chordata, Actinopteri, Salmoniformes, Salmonidae. The coding region runs from base 15 to 2456 and encodes 813 amino acids. The transcript has 24 exons. Gene Ontology annotation, molecular function: protein binding.
UAUAAACGAUCACCAUGGAUGGUUGUGGGGAAGGCAGCGGGACAAACAGACUGAUGGUGGAAAAGCUAUCCUUGUCCUGUGAUAGACUGCUAUCUCACCUACAGCUGGCCUGCUGUCCAUCUCACUGUGCCUCACCACUACAAGGCAAGGACCUGUUGAUACACUGUCUCCUGGACACAGAGCUGAAGGCCCUGCGACUGACUGGUCACCAUGGAGACAUCUCUGCCAUGGUGUUUGGGACAGGUAGAGACCCUCUCCUGCUCUGCUCUGCCUCUGCAGAUUAUGUCAUAAUCUGGGACAUCCGGCGCUGCUACAGGAGAACUAGGGAGGGGGUAGUUGCGUCUGGUACAGUUAUUGGGACACUACUGGGCAAGGUAGUCCAUCUGUCAUUUUGUCCCUGUGAUGAGCGAGUGGCUGCAUGCUCAGGGGCGAAAGUAUACAUACUCAACUCCAAUAUAGAGGAAGUGUUGUCUGUGCUGGCUGGCCACCUGGGACCUUUGACAGCAGCUGAGUUCUGUCCAUGGGACAAAGACAUCCUGGUGUCCAUAUCAGAAGACCGUACGUUUAAGGUUUGGGGAUUAAAAAUGGAACAGAUUCUCUAUCAGUCUGCUGUAUUGUCAGCAUCUCCACUACUCAGUAUGUUGUUCUUGGAGAAGAGCAGGCAGCUUGUCACUGGUUCUGCUGAUGGACAGGUGUGGAGCUUCACUCUUCCUGAGGACCACAGAUGUCAUUUGGUGACCAAAUUGGACCUUCACAAGGUGCAGCAACGACACCAAAGACACCUGGACACAGUGGCCCCACAGACUGGUGGUGUACUAGGAAUCACUCCAGACCCAGUGGAGACGGCAAAGCCAGUCCUCAGAAUUGGUCCUUAUCACAGACCUGACAUUGAUCAUGGGCAGCAGAGCUGGGUGUGGAUGGGAAGCUCUGAUGGCCUCUACCUGGUUGACCUGGGCACCUCUGAGCUCCACAUGACAUUACUUUUCAGAGACCACCCCAACUUGAGCAUCACCAUGGCUGGAUCAUGGGCCAUGUCCCAAGGACUGGAUAACAGUAUGAUCUUUGUGGUGACCUCUCUAUUUGAGGCCCUGGUGUCUGUAUUGGAGGUGAGACUGCUGGGGUCAGGGUCCGUGGACAACCUCUGUCAGCACCUGGAGAGGCUCUCCGUCAUGCCCAGUGCCCCUCUGAUGCCUGAAUCUCCUCUCAACGCUGAGUUGAAAAAGAAGGGUCCUAAACCUCCCACAAAAACAGGGAAACGUGGUGUGAAGGAGCAGCCUCUAGUUUUCCACACACAGGUCAAGUCAUCAGGAUACACACAAUGUCCCCGAAUGACAAUGUUCUCACCCAAGACCAAUGUUCAGAAGAAGACCCCAGGACCUACAAAGACCAACAAGAAGAUAGGAUGUCUCGUUAGUGAAUACCCAGGAGACACUGCAGCACCCAGUGUCCCACACACUAACCUCAGCACAGUCAAAACCCCUACACCAGUUUGCUGUACCCAAUACUCAGGAGAUGGAAAGCAGAUUCUGUGUGGUCUGGGAGACGGAUCUGUAUUGUUGUACAAGUCCUCCCUCACUGGCACUCCAGCUGUUUACACAGGUCAUGACAAGGCAGUGAGCAGUGUGGCCUGGAGUCACAUCAGACAGUGGUGGCUGAGUGCCUCAGAAGACAGGACCCUCCGCAUCUGGCCCACAGGAAGUCCUGAGCCUGCCGUUACCAUGGGGGGUGAUGAGAAGUUCUCCAAAACCAUCCGGGGGGCUCAGUUCUACUACCUGGAUAAGUUCCUGUUACUGGCAUCUGGUCCCUCCCUACACCUCUACCUGUAUCACCUGGACAACACACAGGACGACAUUAAAAGGUACCAGCAGAGGAGUGCCAUCAAACUGACAAGAUGUUUAGAGACUAAGUCAGGAACAGACAUCACUGCUGUGUCAGUCAUCAACGACUUCUACUCCUACAUAGUGCUGGUGAGUGGUGCUGACCGCUCCAUCCAGGUGUUGGACAUGAACACAGGGACAGUGGCCUCACAGCUCCCUGAUGCUCACAGCAGAGCUGUCCAUCACAUCACACAGAACAAGGGCUCUAUGUUCAGUAGCCAGACCCCAGACUCCUACAACCUCUUUCUGACCAGCGCAGUGACCGACGGGGUUAAGCUGUGGGACCUGAGGACACUCAGGUGUGUGCGGCGGUAUGAGAACCACGUGAAUCGCUGUCAUCCCUGCACCGCAGCCUUUUCACCCUGUGGACGAUUCAUUGCUUCUGGCUCUGAAGACAACUGUGCCUAUGUGUAUGACAUCCGCAGCAGCAGCUACCUCCACAAGCUCCAGAGACACUCCGACACCAUCCUCAAUGUGACCUUUAACCCUGCUAUACCUGAGCUGCUGACCGGGACUCUGGACGGGAGGCUGAGUCUGUUCCGCCCUGGCAACGCCGCCAUCAAGGUCACCCUGUCAUGACAACCGGCUGGAUCCCAUUACAACAGGCAAGCGCAUUCAAACAUUUGAAGGAAAGCAAAUGCUAUAUGAACCCAGGUCUGGACCUGACAAUGACGCUUGUGUUAUUUACACCAUACUGUAAUGGGGACCAACGGGCCUCGUUAGCUAGAGAGCUUCCUUUUAUCCCAUUGGCUGUGAUCUCACAGUGAGGCUUUACAGAGGGAUGGAUGCCAGGGCCUGGAGAGUUACAGCAGCAUUACUGAGACCCAGGGGCUACAGUGAUAUCACCAUCUUACUGCACCGCUCAGCAGCCUGCGAGUCUGACACGCAGACGUUACUACAUACUAACACACCCAUCCACAUGUACAGAUGUAUUUACAUUAGAAUGGAGACACACACAGACCUAGACAGAAAGAAAAGACUGGUAUGUUCAGUACAGAACUAUAUAUCACCUAUAUCCCAAAGGUACAGUAGGUGAAAUUUGAAUAUUCAAGAUUAAACUUUGAAUGCAUACAGAAUGCUUAAUUGUUUUUGUGCUUCUUUACUGUCCUUCUCCGUUCCACACUUCCAUAGUUCUGGCAAUUAGGCCUACUGCUCAGAUAACAUAUUUCUCCCCCCCUCUCCCUGUUGCUGAUGGUUUGAACAUACACUUAGUGUAUAAAACGUUAGGAACGUCUUUCCAUGACAUAGACUGACCAGGUGAAUCCAGGUGAAAGAUAUGAUCCCUUAUCGAUGUCACUUGCAACUCAAUAUAAGGAAGUUGUUCAUAAUGUUCCUAGGCCUUCAUUGAAAAUAAGAAUUUGUUCUUAACUGACUUGCCUGGUUAAAUAAAGGUUAAAAAAAAAAAAAAAAAAUGUUUGGUAUACUCAGUGUAUGGGGAAGGUACUGUCCUGUACUGUCUGGAUGGAACAAUAUGUAUGGUGGAGACAGUCAGGGUACUGUAGAUCAGAGGACGUCCGCUAGUGUUCUUGGCCACUAAAAGGGAACCAAUAUGGCAUCUCAGGUUUUUUUAUAGACUUUGUAAGGAUUAGGCAAAAUAUCAAUAGUCUGGUCUCGGUUCCUGUCAAGCUGAUAAAAUAAUUUAAAUGUUGAAAGAUAAUGAUUCAAUAAUUCCACUCUGAAACCUUAUAAUUGUAUGAAAUUGAUUAGAAUCAUAAAAUUAUAAUCAUGUGUGUAGUUUUAGCCAGAAUUAGGUUAAACAAUGUAUCUGUAUAGUGGAAAAACGCAGACUGUCUGAGCAAGGCGUAGCUCAGGAUUUGAACUUGUAUGUGGGGGCCGAAGAAAGAUACCGAGAACAGUUAAACUGUGUUUGGACCGACCUGGUUAGGCCUUGAGGGCAUAGGGAGUACUUCUCAAGGUUUCCCUAAUCUCGGGGGAAUGGAAUUGUCGGCUGGGUAGUGAUA